AUGGCUCAGCAAUUAAUCGUGCCUGGUCUGAACGGGCCACUGAGCCAAUUAGUUUACGAAGAGAGUUCGCAUGUAUACAAGACUCUCAUUGACGACAAAGAGCUCGACGACGAAGACGAGAGACUUAAAGAGCACCUGAGCGCUCUCUUUUUGAUGAUCGACAAAUACAACCUACUUGAUCUGCUAUGCAUCCACUCUGCCCAUAGCCACUUUCCUCUCCCUGAAGGCACAGUUUUGUACGGAGUCGACGGCAAGUCGCCUAUCUGCCGCCGAACAAAGCCCACUCCAAUCAAGAAUAUAGUCGAUGAACAUGUUCACGGACAUAUCUUCGUCGUGGUAAACUCAAAGCUUCAAGCCUAUGAAUUCCAAGAAGGCGAUGCUCCGGACUUCUCCUGCCACAACCUAGAUCAGUUCCUCGAAGAAUACAUCGAUUUCGUUGAAGUACAAAAGUUGGAUAAACUUGCCGGCCUUCAGAUGCGGUAUGGGAACUUUGAGAGCUCGGAGAUGUGGGAGUGCUUCGAGGGCAACGAAAGUAUUAUGAUGGAUGCAUCGGCCGCAAAAUUGAGGGGAUACAAACCUGGUCGAGAAACUGGCUGGGUGGGCACCAAAGAGAACGGGCACAUUAGGUAUUCAGCAAAUGGGGGAUCCCCGUUGUGUGGUACCGUGAGCAUAAUCCACAAGUCAUCGUCACCCGUUGCGCGCAUCAAUGCUUCUGGUCGAACCGCAUAG
Pyricularia grisea is the source of this 729-nucleotide messenger RNA. RefSeq lists its product as uncharacterized. The transcript has 3 exons. NCBI's taxonomy places the organism in Eukaryota, Fungi, Ascomycota, Sordariomycetes, Magnaporthales, Pyriculariaceae. Bases 1 to 729 code for a protein of 242 amino acids. The record is from RefSeq and is a predicted model, not a curated record.